Messenger RNA from Acanthamoeba castellanii str. Neff, 1389 nucleotides. Its product is annotated as R3H domain containing protein. Bases 1 to 1389 code for a protein of 462 amino acids. The record is from RefSeq and is a predicted model, not a curated record. Gene Ontology annotation, molecular function: nucleic acid binding. Lineage: Eukaryota; Discosea; Longamoebia; Acanthamoebidae. The transcript has 8 exons.
AUGCAGCAGAAUCCCAAUGGCCGCCCGUGGCAGCAAACCAAAGCCGCCCUUCGGGUGGUGCCCGAGGAGCGGUUGAAGGAGAUCGAGGCCCAGAUCGCGGCGUUUGCAGUGGACGAGAGCCGGACUGAGCCGCUGGCCUUUCCGGCGUCCCUGCCCUCCCACGAGCGCAAGGUGGUCCAUCGCCUGGCCGAAGAGUACAACCUCUCCCACGAGAGCUUCGGCCUUGGCAAAGAGCGCCACAUCCAAGUGAGUAAGCAGCCCGACGUGAAGGAGCGAACGCUCGAGACCCUGAGCAUCUCAAUGAAGCGCCGCUUCGUAAAGGACUUUGAUAUUCCCAUCAAGUGUUUCGACCCCGAAGACUUUCGGUACUUCAUGGAUCUGUACGAUCGAGAGAUGCAAGCGCACGCGAAGCUGAAUGUCAUGCUCGAGGAGAUCAAGAACCAAGGCGGCGAGGCUGCGUUCCACAAGUUCUACUUCAACACCAAGGAGAAGAUCGUGCAGGCGCUCUCGUCGUCGGAGGCCUUCGCCAAGUUCGCCCGAGAUGACUCCUUCCUCGCGCCCGCCGAGCAGGAGAAAUUGCCCGCUUCGAUCUACGAGCCGUCAAAUGUGGGCAAGUACUACCUCUCACUCGACAUCCGAAGCGCCAACUUCAACGCCCUCCGCUUCUAUGACCCUUCGAUCGUUCACGGCUACGAGACGUGGGAGGACCUGCUCAAGGACCACUUCCACGUCACCAGCCCCUAUCUGCUGGCCGUCAAGGAGCUCCGCUCGGUGGUCUUCCACGACACGUGCCCGGUCAAGGUCAACGCAGUCAACCAUUGGCGCAUCUGCCGCCUCCACCGGUACCUCGACGAGCAAGGCGCUCUCAGUGGCCUCCGAAACGAAAGCGAAAGCGAAAACGAAGUAAACGAAGCAAAGAAUGAAGCGGAGCAAGGCCUGCGCUGCUACAACAACAAUGACGAGUUGCUGGUGGAGGCGGACGAUCUCGAUCAGCUGCGUCGGGUCGAGGCGGUUGUCACCGCCGCGAUCAAUUCGCAGGUCGAGAAGCAGCGCGAGGGCCAGGAGGACCCUCUGCUCAAGGGCCUCCCCAACAUCCUUCGCAUUCAAUGCUUCCGGCUGGGCGGUCUGCCGAACCCUGCCGAGGGCUUCAAGCACCUGACCCGCCGCAUGUUCGUCAAGGAGCUCCUCGGCCUCUCGUCCGGCGAUCAGCAGCCCACCGUCACGGCAGUCGAAUUCAAGGGCGUGCCGCCGACGCACUUUGCCGUAUGCUGGAAGCGAUACCACGGCGUCGAGGAGGUGAACGAACGGGACCUCAAGUUCUGGAACGAGUUCGCCGACGCCUACCAACACCUGGUCCUCCUUCCCGUGGCCGUGGGUGCGUCACAAUAA